AUGGGGAGCAACUACUUUGGUGAUCAUCACCAUCAUCACCAACACCAUCAUAACCAUAGGAAUUAUUACGGAGAAGGUGGAGUUGGACUGACGUCGUCGUCGUCUUCUUCGUCUCGAAAGGGGAAGAAAAACGGGUCGGAUAAGCCGAAGCAGCCACAGAGAGGUCUUGGGGUUGCUCAGCUUGAGAAGAUUAGGUUGCACAGUCAACUCGGUUGCGCUUAUUUGCCUUCUCUUCACAAUAAUAACCCUUAUGCUCCAUCUAAUUACAUUCAGCAGGAGGAUAUGAGGCUCCAAACCCCUCAUUCUUCAUCCCCACCUUCCUACAGUGGCUUUCAGGGACACAUGAUGGGGUUGCCGGAGAUAGAUAGGUCGAACAUCCCAUACGGAGAUUCGCAACCGAGCAACAUUGCUAGAUGGCAUCAGGGCAAUGGGGGCUUCAGAACUCAACAGUACUUUGUCGAGCCGAGCAUGACUAGGUCUUUUUUCGACCCCAAAAUCCAGGGCAACAAGAACAAGAGAGAGUUCAUGGACUGGAUGGGCUCGGGCGAUGGCAACUCGGUCGAAUGCAGUAGCUCCCAAGACAUAGAUUUGGAACUCAGACUUUCACUCUGA
Messenger RNA from Striga hermonthica, 612 nucleotides. Lineage: Eukaryota; Viridiplantae; Streptophyta; Magnoliopsida; Lamiales; Orobanchaceae. The record is from the annotation of a GenBank genome assembly.